Messenger RNA from Mucor mucedo, 9267 nucleotides. RefSeq lists its product as uncharacterized. The transcript is spliced from 13 exons. Gene Ontology annotation, molecular function: protein binding; ubiquitin-protein transferase activity. Lineage: Eukaryota; Fungi; Mucoromycota; Mucoromycetes; Mucorales; Mucoraceae. The record is from RefSeq and is a predicted model, not a curated record. Gene Ontology annotation, biological process: protein polyubiquitination; positive regulation of protein catabolic process; proteasome-mediated ubiquitin-dependent protein catabolic process. The annotation marks the transcript as partial.
AUAGCUCAUACCAUGUCCGAAACCAUUGCUCAAAAUCGUGUCUUUUUGUAUGAACCUCAUUUGGUGCCUCAAAUUGCCCAAUUAAUCAGUUAUGAUCAUCAUAUUCCUAUAGAUAUUCAAACAUAUGCAUUAUACGCAUUGGACGGUAUUGCAAGACACCGAACCAAAGUGACAGAAGUUUUAUCUGCAUUCAAUGCUUCUGCUAAUCACGGUAUAUUACUUCAUCUUUUGCGACAAUUCAGUCAAGGAACCACAGUUUAUACAGUGGAUUUCAUUGAUGCAUUAUUCAACCUACUCUCAUUUUUGUUCCAAACACAAGCGGGUGGACAAAUGCUCAUGUCAGCAGGGAUUAUGUCUACAUUGAUUGGAAUUAUGGAUGGGGAUAUAAAAAAGAGUGAUAUUCAUAUCAAGGUAUUGAUCAAGGUGGUAGGAUUACUCGAUACGAUCAUGAACAAUGUGAACACAUCCUUUUCUUCCUUCUGCAAUGCCAAUGGACUUAACUCGUUACUUAAAGUCAUUGCAUCGCAAGUGGAUACCUGUAUCGCACAACAGGGGGUAGACAAUUACGAUGCCUUAACCUUGGUGAAAAACACUUUACGAUUUUUGAUCCGUAUGAUGGAAUCCAACGACACAGCGGAUGGAUUACGUAACCUGAUCGAAAGUAGUAUCCCUCAUACCAUCAAGAAAGUCAUGGAACAUCACACAUUAUUUGGACCCAGUGUGUUUUCCUUGGUGGUGAAUGUGGCUACGACAUUUAUUCAUAACGAACCGACUUCCUUGUCCGUAUUACAGGAAAUUAAGUUACCUCAGACUUUUUUGAAAACGUUUGUGGAAUACGAUCAACCCAAUUGUGAGGUCUUGAUGGCAGCGGUACAUGCGUUUGGUGCGAUCUGUUUGAAUUCAGCAGGGUUGGAUAUGUUUGCAGAAGCAAGACCUUUACCUCAUUUCUUCCAAUUGAUGACAUCCCCUAGUUUUGUAACCAACCCGGCAGAAGUAGGUGGGGUCACGGUGUUGGGUACAACCAUGGAUGAAUUGAUCCGCCAUCAUCCAAAGUUAAAAGGAGAAGUAUUUGUAUGUGCUAACCAAUUAUUAUUGCGUGUCAUUGAAGUGGGUAACGCGGAGGAAGGGAAACCAUUGGACAAUAGUCAUCAACUUGUAUAUGAAAGACAGGCCAAAGAUCUUUCCAAUGAAAGAGCCGAGUGUUUGUUAUUAGGCCAUGUAGAUUUAGUGUCGAGGUUUUUAGAAGGGUUUUUGCGUAAUGCGGAUAAUAUCAAGGAGUUUGUGAAUUAUGGUGGACCUGAAUUACUUUUAAGCUAUUAUGCAUUGCCCAUGCUUCCGUUUAAUUUUUCGGUAUCCAAUGCGUUUGAUUCACUUAGCUUUGUGUUUCGUGUGAUUUCGGAUGUGUCGCCUAUGCCCUUUGCCAAUUUGAUUACGAAGAAAGUGUACGAGUCAUCGAGGUUUAUUUUUACAGAUGAAUUGGAUCAAAUGAAAAGCUCUGUGUAUCCUUAUAUCAAUGUGGAUGGUACGGAUAAAGAAUUUUUGGAAAAGGGAAACCAAUUAUUUAGAAAGUGUAGCAUUUUGUUUGGCUAUAUUGGUUUACUUUCAACUGUAUUUGCCAAUGCUAUUUUAACAAACAGCAAGAAUGCCAUCAAAUUGGUAGAAUGGGCUGUGAAAAGUAACGAGGAGUGGGGUAACCUCAUCAUGUUGCUUGGUGAUAUUCAUCGAACCAUGGUGUGGCAGAAUAUUUUGUUGAGAGAAUCUGUGCCCAAAGCAUGGUAUAUUACCAGCAACCAAGCCAAUAUCGAUGAUAGUGUGGAUUUGAAAGACCCUCGUGUGAUUAAUGUGAGAAGAUUCAAGAUACUCUUAAGUGAGAUCCCACCUGCCUUAAUGCCGGUGCUACAAGGUAUUAUUAAGGUCUCCGUGAACAGACGCCCUAGCGCAAUUUCCUCCUCCUCAUCCGAACUCAGUCUUUUCCAGCGCUCGGAAUUAGUUGCAGAAAACAUUGCAGAAGUCUUUCGCGAUAAUCUAGGAUACAUGCAUGACGAUUCCCCCAUUUGUAAAUACGACUAUUACGCAUCCAUGUUCUCCAUGAUUUCCAUGUUAUUACUGGACGAUCGAUCACGCACGGCCUUGGAAACCCCGAUUGCUGUCGCCUUUGAACGGAUCGGCAAUGUGGAUUUAUUAGCAGAUACUUUACUCUCACAAUUCUGGAAAGCUGCCGAAACUCAAAUCGAGGGAAAAACCGACGAAGAAGAAAAUAAUAACAAUAGUGAAUUACAACGUAUCAAUACCUGUAUCGAACUCUUGUUGGCCAUUCUUCAUCAUUUAGGAUCUUCUAAAUUGUUUCAUAAUUCACCCCAUACCAAUAUUUUGACAACGGCCGAUUCUGACGAUUAUUUUGGUAACCGAUCGCUCUUGAACCCUUUCCAUUGGAUGGCCAACAUGCAAUAUAAACUCUCGGGUCUCUAUCUUUACCUGGAAAGCCCUCAUCUGCAUAAAUUCUCUAGACAUGUUUUACAUUCUUUGCUUCGAUGUAUCACACAAAAUAUGAAGGCGGAAGGAGAGAGACAGCGUGGGAUGAAACCGCUGACCAACAAAGAAGAUGAUCCUACCUAUCAGGCGAACCGAACUGCUUUGACAGAGAUGGGCUUUGAUGCUGAUUUAGUGGAUACCGCUUUGCGUCGAUUUGAUGGAAACGGUAUCUGUGCAUUGGAUAAUCUCUUUAGUCGUCGAUUAGUGGAACACCCCAAUAACAACCUUGCUCAAGCGGCCUUGUCCUUGUCAAGAUAUGAACCUACAGCCAUUCGUAUGCCAUCCGUCACUUCUGCACCUACCGAAUCUGCCCAUGUCGAUCACGAAAAUGACGAUUCGAAUGAAAAUGACGAUGAUGAAUAUGAGGAUAUUGAAACCGAUGACGAGGAAGAAGAAAUAACAGAAGAAAGUUUAAAGGAUGAAGAAGAACUUGAUCAAGCAAGAGUAGAUGCGUUCUGUAAUAUCAAGCCAACGUCGUCAAAAAAGGAAGCGAUUGAAGUCUUGCAUCGUCUUGACGCUGUGCGAGAAACCAUGCGAAGCAAGAUCCCGCAAAUUCUUGCACGACUUGUGGAUGAACGUAGUGAUAUUGAUUUUGAAGUGCGUGAUCUGAUGGUUGUCUUAUGCUGUGGCGAUCCCAACAAGUUAUCUCAAAACACCAAGCAAACAAUUCGUUUGUUCUUUGGAGAGAAUCAUGGUCAUGGAGAAACAACCGAUAAACGUGCCAUGUUUGAAUCCUCCAUUAACAAGAUUCGUAUCUUUGCUCUCAUGUUGCGUGAACCCGCUAUGCAGGAUGUCAUGUCUCUCUUAAUCACUACCAUGUCUGAAUUCAUGGACUGGUUUGAUUUCUUGGAUUUGAUUGUGACAAACCCAGAUAUGCCUGAUCCCAAAUGGUUAACUACACUCUUUUUAAUCUUGGAAGCUGGGUUGGCUCAAGCGGAUGAACCCAAAGAGGAACCUCUGGUAGAUAUGGAUACGCCCGAGAUGAAAAAAUCUAUCGAGGACAAACCUUCUCCUGUUACAGUGACAGCUGCUAACCGAACGACCUUGAUGAACUAUUGUAUCAAUUUGCUCAAGACCGAAAGCCUUUCUCAAGAUAAUCUCAUCUCUACAUUGCGUAUCCUUGUACGUCUUACAAAACACCAUGAUGCAGCAGCACAAUUUGUGGCCCUCGGUGGACUUGAGCCCUUGUUUAAACGUCCCAGCAAAAGUUUUGAAGUGAUCAAGAUUCAACAAGCCUACAUCAUUAUGAUCUUACGUCACAUUAUUGAAGACAAGUCUGUUUUGAUGAACUGUAUGCGUGAAUGGCUCUCUUUUUGGUUCACAGCACCUCCCUCGCGUUACUUGGAUGUAUCAACCUAUAUUCGAAAUAAUAACAGUAUUGCGUUACGUGACCCUGAAACCUUUGUUGAAGUCAGUAGUCAGAUCUGUCGCCUUACAAAUUUCAAGUCUGGAAAUUACAAGAAUAUUCGAUAUAUUGGACUGGAUGGAGUGAAGGAAGAACCCUUGACAAAUGACCAUGAAUCAUCGGUGGUGAUCCACUUUUUGUUAAACCAGUUGGUCAUGACCCAAUCGGAAAAAGAAGAAAGCAACAUCAAGAUUGGAUACACGGGAUUUAUAUUACAAUGUCUCUUGGAACUCAUCUCGUCGUAUCCGUUAUGUAAGCAUGAUAUUGUUGUAUUUAAUAAUAACCAGUCUUUGGAUGUGACCGAUUCUGGUCUCUCAAAUCAUGCUCGUAUCCGACAAUCGAUCUUAUUUACACUUGUCAACAAAUUAUUGCCGUUCAAUGCGAUUAAUCCAACCACGGAUGGAGAACGUAAACGACAAGGUAUUUCCAUGUGUGUUGCGUCUUUAUUGGUCGCGAUGUGCUAUGAUACAACCCAUGUGAGUCACACAAGAGCAGAAAAUACGCCUGAAGAAGCAUUGACAGAGAUCCGUAAACACGUACUGGAUGUGGUCUAUCGAUCGUUUAAGGACGCACUUCAAUCUAGCAACACAUCGACCACCAGUGCCAAGUACAUUCGCUAUUUUGCACUUGCCGAAUUAUGUCAUCGUAUCCUGAAUGCACGACCUGCAUCUAUCAGCCCUGCAGCCGCAGCCGCUCAAAGUAACACGAAGGAAGAUACUGUCUUGGUUGUGGCUAAAUUGAUGUUGGAAAAGAAGUUUGUUCCUGUGUUGAUCUCUGUGAUUAGCGAUGUGGAUGUGAAUUACCCUCAUGCCAAAAUGAUUUUGAACUCAAUUUUACGACCUUUGGAACAAUUGACGAAAUUGGCGAUUCGUAUUGAUCGAUCCUCACCUGAAGGGGAAAAGAAGACGACGGAUAAGAAGGAUCAUGAAGAGGACGAACAUGAUAUUUAUUUACCCAUGGAUACGGAUGAAGAUAAUGAUGCUGCUGAGGAAGAAGUCUCUGAUUUAUAUAGAAAUUCUUCCUUGGCCAUGUAUGAUGGUACUGUCUUGGAGGAAGAGUCGAGUGAUGAAUCAUCCGAUGAUGACAUUGAGAUGGCUAGUUCUGGUGAAGAAUUGGAUGGAGAUGAGGAUGAUGAACAGCGUUCAAAUUCCGAUGGAUUUGAAACUGUGGAUGGCUCAGAUAAUGAAGAAGGUGAUAGUGAUAGUUCUAGUGAAUCCGGUGUAUCUUAUGAAUCCAGUUCUUACGAAACCGAUAACGAAUCCCUCAACUCUGAUCGAAGUGACUCUGUACACUCAGAUGAUAGUAGAGAAAUGGCAUGGCAUCUAGAAGAUAUCAAUGACGAAUCUGGUUACAUGUCUCGUAACCCACAUGAAGACGGGCAUACCGGUCGUCAUCACCAUGGCUCCAGACAAAUUAUGCAGGCUGAAAUCAUGGUAAAUACUGAUUCAGAUGAUGAUGGUAUGGACGUGGAUCAAUCGGAUUUGGAUGAAGACGGGGACUCGGAUGAUCUUGACCCAGAAGAAUUGGAAGAUGUGGAACUGGAACUAUUUGCUCGUGGAAGUCCAUUAAGAGAUGGUGUUCAUAUGAUCAACCCUACUAUCCGAGGCUCCCUAAAUACAGCUACUGGUAGCAGUAGCGGUGUAGGAAGAUCGUUUGAUAGAGACAACAUUAUUUUGCAUCCACUUUUAAGAAACGCUGCAAAUCCAAAUGCCACUGCAUCUGCAGAUGGUUCGUUCACCCCUGACACAGCCGUUUUAUCAGGCACAAACAGUAAUCAUUUGCAAGCAUAUGAAGAUAUCAUUGGUGGUAGUGCUGUUCGUAUCCUUGAAACUCUUUUAAGCCAACAACAUCAGAGAAACAACCCCUCUGUAACAACAGAAACGACACCUAACGCUACCACUGUUAUCCCUGUUUCAACCACAGCAUCCAAUGUACCUGAGGCAGAAGAUAGCGCUACCAGCCAAGAAAAUAAAGAUACAUUAAACUUGCUUCAGGAAUUCCAGUCUAUGCAAUCUGCUGAUCGAUGGAUACAAGAGGUGCAAAUGGUUUACAUAUCCUCAGUUGCAUCUGCCAAGGCUGCAAAAUUGACAAACACAUUGAUAUCUCGAUUGAUCAAAAUUGCAAAAGAGGAAGAGGAAAAGGGUAUCACCCAAGGAGAGCCGGAGAAUGAGUCUGGUCGAACUGACAAUGUACCCAUGGAUAUGGAUGUAAGUGAUAGUGACGACGGAUCCAGUGGAGAAGAUGGUCAAACGGGUAUGAGAAUUGAAGUAGAAGUCCACGGUGAAGAAGAAGAGGAGGAGGAGGGACAUAGUGAUGAAGAGGAACAAGAGCGUGUCAUUGUCACUAUUAACGGGGAAGAAGUGGAUAUCACAGGAACAGGUAUAGAUGCUGAGUUCUUGGAGGCACUUCCCGAUGAUCUUCGUGCUGAAGUACUCAGCCAACAAAUGGCUGAGCGACGUGCAUCGAUCCAAAGCAUCGAAGAAGAUACGAUCAGUCCUGAAUUUUUAGCUGCUUUGCCCAUUGAUAUCCGUAACGAAGUUAUUCGACAAGAAACCAUGGAACGUAAUCGACGCGAAGCAAGACAGCAAUCCACCGGUCCCAAUGAAACGGAAAAUGGGAAUAGAAAUUUACCUGUUGCAGUGAACGUGACCGAAUUAAACGAUAAUGCUUCUACGUGGAGAAUUGGAAGAAGCUCCGAGAACUCUCAAUUUGGUAUCACCACCAGUGUCAGUAACAAUAAUUCUAGAAAAGCCAUGCUUCAUCGUGACGCCAUCCGAAUUGUUGAUCGAACCCAGUUAGCUACACUUGCUCGUCUAUUGUUUGUGCCUCAAUCCAUUUCUAAGCCACUUCUGAAUCGACUGUUACUCAACUUGUGUGAGAAUAGUAAAACUCGUGGAGACCUUUUGUCCUUAUUGAUUUGUAUCUUGCAAGAUGGCAGCUCUGAUUUGGCUUCCGUAGAUCGUAGUUUCACGCAAAUGUCCAUGUUAUCUGCCAGCAAAUCACAAACGACAGCUAAUGUAUCUGAAGAAGCCAGUACCGAGAAGCCCGAGCAACCAACCGAACAUGCCAAAUCUGAUGAAAACGCACCUAAUUUGAUAACACAACGAUGUCUUGAAAUUUUGUACUACGUUGUUACAUGGAAUGACCGCUCUUUAGCCUACUUCUUAACCGAAAAUGAAAGUUUUGGACAAUUAAAACGUCAACAAUCCUUGAAUCGUAAAUCCAAGAACAAGGAUAAAACUACAGCCAAAUAUCCCAUCCUAAUUCUAGUCGGUCUUUUGGAUCGCCCCUCGUUUUUGAAUAAUACUGUACUGAUGGGCCAACUUAUGAACUUGCUAGCAACCAUGUGUCGUCCUUUCCCCAGUCUUGUGAAGAAGUACAAGGAAAAGAUGGAGAGUAUGAAAACCAAAGAAGAUGCAGAUACUGAAGUAAACGAGAAGCAGCACCAUCAUGCUCCCCGACCUCCUUCGAUUCCCGAUCAAUAUCUUGAGAAAAUCGUAGAUGUACUUUCGAUGGGUGAAUGUUCGAGUUAUACUUUCCAAUAUACCCUUAGUGUUCUUUCACAUUUAUCAACUUUGGACGGUGCGCUGGAUACGAUUAUCGAAAGGUUGAUUUUGACAGCAAACACAUCUGGUCAGCAAAUCAUUAUUGAUCUACAGAAAUUGCUUACGAUCUUAGAAAAGUACAAGCCAGGUACAGAAUUAGAAGGAUCUGCUUUAGCUCAAUUCUCAGCUGCCACUUCGCACCAGACAAAAUUGUUGCGUGUCUUAAAAGCAAUGGACUAUUUGUAUACUCGUAAGCGUAAUGUGUCUACCAACGGCAACCAGCCCGAAGAGAAUGAGAAAUUAGUAUUAGCAAUCUACAAUAAGUUAGACUUUUUGCCCUUGUGGACCAUGCUUGGCUCCUGCUUAACCGUUAUUCAAGAAAGAGAAGACUUAAUCAAUGUGGCUACAGUAUUGCUUCCUUUGGUCGAAUCAUUUAUGGCCGUUUCAAAAUACUCUGCAAAUAAGGGUUAUACUGUUACCGUGACCAAGUCUGAGAAAAAGGCGCCUUCAACUGAAGACUUCUUCUUUGAUUUUACAGAAGAACACAAAAAGAUUUUGAAUAUCAUGGUUCGUAAUAACCCCUCUCUGAUGAGCGGCUCUUUCUCCCUUUUGGUACACAAUCCAAAGAUUCUUGAAUUCGAUAACAAGCGCAGUUAUUUUAAUCAGCAGCUUCAUAAACGUACUGAACCUCGUGAGCAUCACCCUCCUCUUCAACUGAAUGUCCGUCGUGCUCAUGUAUUUGAGGAUACGUAUAGACAACUCCAAGGUCGUACGGGUAAAGAGAUCAAGUAUGGUAAACUGAAUGUUCAGUUCCAUAACGAAGAAGGUGUAGAUGCAGGCGGUGUCGCUCGUGAAUGGUUUUCUGUUCUUGCCAGACAAAUGUUUGACCCCAAUUAUGCCUUAUUCAUUACAUCAGCUGCAGACAAAUUAACAUAUCAACCUAAUCGUCUUUCGGUUGUUAAUCCUGAUCAUCUCAGUUAUUUCAAAUGCGUAGGUCGUAUCAUUGGUAAAGCUAUUCAUGAUGGACGAUUGUUAGAUGCCUAUUUUACCCGUUCAUUUUACAAAUUGAUGCUGGGGCGUUCUGUUGAUUACCGAGAUGUCGAAGCUGUAGACCCUGCUUAUUAUAAGAGUUUGGUGUGGAUGUUGGAUAAUGACAUCACUGAUAUCAUUGAUCUGACAUUCAGUGUUGAAAAUGAUGAUUUCGGAACCAAUGAUAUUAUCGAUUUGAAGCCCAAUGGACGCAAUAUUCAAGUGACAGAAGCUAACAAGCAUGAAUAUGUGACACUGAUUACGGAACAAAAACUGGUCUUGGCUAUUAAGGAUCAGGUGAAUGCGUUCCUGGAAGGAUUCCAUGAUAUUAUUCCUGCACAGUUAAUUCAGAUCUUUAACGAACAGGAGUUGGAACUGCUGAUUUCUGGGUUACCGGAUAUUGAUAUCGAUGAAUGGAAAGCCAACACUGUUUACGAAGGUUAUACCCUCUCUUCACCUCAAAUACAAUGGUUCUGGCGUGCUGUUCGAUCCUUUGAUCAAGAAGAGAGAGCUAAAUUACUUCAAUUUGCUACAGGUACAUCUAAGGUACCUUUAGAAGGAUUCUCGGAGUUACAAGGCUCUAAUGGUGUACAAAAGUUUCAAAUACACAAGGAAUUUGGUGAUGUGAACCGUCUCCCUUCAGCCCACACAUGUUUUAAUCAAAUUGAUCUACCUCAAUAUUUGAGCUACGAGGAUCUUCGAUCGAAUUUGUUCAAGGCUAUUAGUGAAUGUUCGACUGGUUUUGCAUUCCAAUAG